UUCUUGCUCUAUGUCUGCUCCUGUUUCACCUACUUUAAAAAAAAUAAGAUGUUGUCUCGAAAUAUUUUAAUAUUUUCAGCAGUGGUCUUUUUGGCACCUAUAUUUUCAACGGCUCCAGUUGAAGAGAAAGAACUAGAAGAAGCAGAGUUGGAAGUGGAGACUGCAGAGGAGCUUUCUGAAGAGGAAGAAGAUGAGGAUGACUCGAAAAGUCGGGAUAUGAACAUGGGAAUUGGAGCGCAGAAGGCCACCGCAGCACCGAAAGGCACGGGUUCAGCUAGUCAGCAUGAUGCUUCGUUGGAAGGCGGUUCAUCCAAUGGACACAGACUGAAUGGGGGAAGUUCCUUACAGACCGGCUAUCACUCAACGUCAAGCAGUACUUCAGCCACAGGAGGAAUUCAGGAUCCCAGUGCUGAAGUGCCCAUAGGGUCGAGUAUGGAGACAGGUUUUGCAGGUGGUCCAGGUGUGUCUGACCCUGGUUCUCAGAUCACGGCUCCAGGAAACGGGCAGAAGCUUCUGGUGAAUGGAGCACAAGAAGGUCCUGCAGGUCCAGUGGACCACUUUAGCAUUGAUCCCCAUACAGACUUAUUGGGCAUGGCAGACGUCUUUUUCCCUGAUAUCCAUGCAGCCGUGUCAGAUCUUGGUCUGGAUCCAGGACAGUCCUCCAGUAGCGGUUUCCAUCCGGACGCCCCAGGUGGUGGUGACAUCAGCAGUUUUGGUGAUCACUCACUUGCCCCUGGUGACACAGCAGGUUUUGGGGCUCAGGAUGUUCAAACCAGCUUUCUGUCAGACACAACAAGUGCUGCUGAUGUAGCCAGUACUGAGUCUACCUCUAGUAACGGAAAUGGAAAUGGCCGUCAUAGACCAGUAAUAGCGAUAGACCAAACAGUUGACCCUCACGGCAUUGAUUCUCAGCUUGAUUCAACAGUUAUAACAGGAGUAGAAGCUCACACCAUCAUCCCUCAGACAGAUGUAAUGGGAGAAGGGAGCUUGCAUGAUGCAAUGCCCCACACGGAUAUUACAGAUCUGGGAAUGGAAACUGUGACCAGCUCCCACAUACCGGCAGAUGCCACUGUUACAGGGGACAUACUCAGCUCCAGUGCACUGGGUACUGCAGGACUUGGAGAGGCAGUUAUGGACAGUGGGCACACAAACACUACAGAAUUGUUCCUUGGGUCUGGACUUGAGGCAGGCAUAACGGAUUCGGUCAACCUGCAAGGUGAACACAUUGAGACGGCAGUUCCAGUUACAGGGGACACGCUCAACACCAUGUCUCAGGCAGGCGGUGUGGGCACGGUUACAGCUAAUCCACAGGGAGUCCAUGACGGUUUAAGUCAGACAGGAAUCACCCCACAAGGCCAGCGUGCUGCUUCCGCAGCUGAACAGUACAUCACAUCUGGUCAGGGUCCUCAAGGUACAGAAAAUGUGGAACUGGAGGAUACCUGCUGAUUUUCACAUCAAGCCUCGCGUGAGGAUCUUACGCUACAGAUUUCAGUGCAUGGAACAAUCUACCUGGAAGAGCAGUGACCCAGCCCACUAGCGAUAGAUUCACUCGUUUUACGUUUUUAUUUUGACUAUUUAAACAAAGAUAACACUGUAAGUUUACUUUUACUAUGUCUGUUAAUAAACACCUGGCAAUUUUAUUUGAAGUUAAAUGAAGGGAGAUGGGAGAAAUAAAGGGAAAGAUGUUACAGGUUUCAGAGUGCGGCAUAAAACUGAGCAUCGUUACCCUGUCAAAAAAUUACGUUGUACAAAAGCACAAAAUUAUUGAAACUUUAAGCUUUUAUUUUUGCAAUGUGUGCAAGUACUGUAUUUCUUUGCUUAGAUAUAUUUGAGCAAUACUCUUCACCAUUGUUACAAAUUGUACAUUGCCUUAUGUAUGUCAUUUGAAAGUAAUCUUUACAUUAAAGUUACCGUCUAUUUUGAACAUCAAA
Conger conger (European conger) is the source of this 1931-nucleotide messenger RNA. RefSeq lists its product as uncharacterized. The transcript is spliced from 31 exons. The record is from RefSeq and is a predicted model, not a curated record. The coding region runs from base 49 to 1446 and encodes 465 amino acids. Lineage: Eukaryota; Metazoa; Chordata; Actinopteri; Anguilliformes; Congridae.